Messenger RNA from Brachypodium distachyon (stiff brome), 3039 nucleotides. RefSeq names its product cyclic nucleotide-gated ion channel 1. Gene Ontology annotation, cellular component: membrane. Gene Ontology annotation, molecular function: voltage-gated potassium channel activity. Gene Ontology annotation, biological process: potassium ion transport; transmembrane transport. The transcript has 9 exons. The record is from RefSeq and is a predicted model, not a curated record. Lineage: Eukaryota; Viridiplantae; Streptophyta; Magnoliopsida; Poales; Poaceae. The coding region runs from base 558 to 2669 and encodes 703 amino acids.
CCACCCUGCCGCACGACCGCGAAGCCCCAAUCAAGCUUUCCCCCGUCCCCUCAUUCCAUCCCACCAUCCGUCUUCUAUCUCUUCCGUCCACCCUGCCUAACACGCACUGGAGAAGAAGGGAAAAAAUCCUCUUCAAACCCUAGUGAAGAGCAGUAUGAUCGUGAUGUAGUCUGCUUAGCGCGCGCGGGAUUGCGGGUUUGGAUUCGUGGUUUGGAAGUUUCAAGCGAAUCCAUGGCCCAGGGGCGGUAGAUGGCUAAUUUCAGGAGGCUUAAUUUGGCAUUGUGACGUUACUCUCUCUGCUCUGCUGCUUUUGUCUGUUGCAGCCAGCAAUUAGGCUGCCAAAGGAUCAAUCUAAUUACCCCCUCCAUCGAUAUCACUCUAUUAAUAUUUGGUUUAUGUGAUGCAGUGAUGUGGUGCAAAAUCACAAUCAUCUUUAAAUUUUGGGUUAGGUAUCUCUAAAUUUUUGUUUCUCUUACUCAUGCUUGAUAAUCAUCAGGGAACACCUGAAGAACUGAUCCAGUGCUCGUAGCAGCUAAUUGUCGGCGUGGUGGAAGACGAUGUUGGGAAGAGAGGAGAAAUAUGUUAGAUUUGAGGACUGGAGAUCAGAGCAGUCUAUUAAUUCAGAAAACAUAGUCUCACCACGAAGACACGAUGUAUUUGAACCACUUAAAGAAAGAAUUGCUGGCUGUUUUGCAUUCAUUCGGGACUUUCUGCAUCCAGAAACCUUAACAAGAUCAAUGCUGGAUGACAGAAAGUCCACAACAAAAAUUCUUCACCCUCAAGGACCAUUUCUACAAAGAUGGAACAAGAUAUUUGUGUUAUCAUGCAUUUUCGCAGUUUCUGUGGACCCAUUGUUCUUCUAUAUCCCGGUUAUCAAUGAUCAAAAAUCUUGUUGGUAUUUGGAUAGGAAGUUGAAAAUCGCAGCAAGUGUCCUGCGCUCUUUCACAGAUAUCUUCUAUAUACUCCAUAUCAUAUUUCAGUUCCGUACGGGCUUUAUCACAUCUUCUUCUACAAGCUUUGGCAGGGGUGUCUUGGUCGAGGAUCCGCAUGCAAUAGCAAAGCGUUAUUUCACAACAUAUUUUCUGAUUGAUGUCUUUGCUGUCCUACCCCUCCCUCAGGUGAUUAUUUUGGUUGUGCUACCUAUUCUUCAAGGCUCAGAUGUCAUGAAAGCCAAAAACACCUUGAUGCUUAUUGUUAUAUGCCAAUAUGUGCCUCGGCUUAUUCGAAUAAGACCGUUGUAUCUUCAGAUCACAAGAUCUGCUGGUAUAAUUACAGAAACAGCAUGGGCUGGUGCUGCUUUCAACCUUGUAAUUUACAUACUUGCUAGUCAUGUCCUUGGAGCGGUUUGGUACUUGCUUUCCAUUCAACGCAAAGGUGCCUGCUGGAGACAGCAGUGUCUUAAUCAAAGGGGCUGUAAUUCCACAUAUUUAUACUGCGGAAACAUAGUCGAUGACACGGAUCGUGGAAAUGCUUUCUUACAGACUGUUUGCCUUCUCUCCGCAAACAAUCUUCCAGAUCCAAUCUUUGGAAUUUAUGUGCCGGCUCUGAAAAAUGUUUCGCAAUCAACAAAUCUCUCUGUGAAAUUAUUCUACUGUGUUUGGUGGGGUCUGCAAAAUCUUAGCUCUCUUGGCCAAAACCUGCAAACAAGCACUUAUGCAUGGGAGAAUUUAUUUGCAGUUUUUGUCUCAAUAUCAGGCUUAGUUCUGUUUUCACUUCUAAUUGGCAAUGUGCAGACAUAUUUGCAGUCAGCCUCUUUGAGAAUAGAAGAAACGAGAGUUAAAAGCCGUGACACAGAUCAAUGGAUGUCAUAUCGACUACUUCCUGAGAACCUCAAGGAACGAAUAAGGCGUUAUGAACAAUAUAGAUGGCAAGAGACAAGCGGGGUUGAUGAAGAGAAUCUCCUCACGAACCUCCCCAAGGAUCUUAGGAGGGCUAUAAAACGGCAUCUUUGUUUGUCACUUCUCAUGAGGGUUCCAAUGUUUGAAAACAUGGAUGAUCAGAUCUUGAAUGCCUUGUGUGACCGCUUAAAGCCUGUUUUAUACACAGAAGGCGGCUGCAUCGUUCGUGAAGGAGAUCCAGUGAAUGAAAUGUUCUUCAUCAUGAGAGGAGAUCUCAUGAGUGUGACGACAAAUGGUGGAAGAACUGGUUUCUUCAACUCCGAUGUUCUGAAAGGUGGAGAUUUCUGUGGUGAGGAGCUCCUAACAUGGGCUCUUGAUCCCAAUUCAACAUCCAGUCUUCCCAGCUCAACCAGGACAGUGAAGUCGAUGUCUGAAGUUGAAGCUUUUGCAUUGAUGGCUGAAGAUUUGAAGUUUGUGGCCACCCAAUUCCGACGACUCCAUAGCAAACAGCUUCGGCACACAUUUAGGUUCUAUUCACAGCAGUGGAGAACCUGGGCCGCUUGUUUUAUACAAGCAGCCUGGCACAGGCGCUGCAGAAAGAAGAUGGAAGAUUCUUUACGUGAUAAGGAGAAGAGGCUGCAACUCGCGAUUGUGAAUGAUGGCUCCACUUCCCUCAGUUUUGGUGCUGCAAUACACGCUUCACGUUUUGCUCGCAACAUGAUGAGGAUCUUGAGGAGAAAUGCCACCCGCAAGGCCCGUCUGCAGGAAAGAGUGCCUGCAAGGCUGUUACAGAAACCAGCAGAACCCAAUUUUUCUGCAGAACGGCAGUAGUUAUGCUUACUAUAUGACUUUUUUUCUUGCAUGAUUUUUGUAGAUUGACUCGCUGAUCUUAAUUCUUAACCUAAAUUUUCACUAGCACUCAAAGGCCAAGGGAGAAACCGCUAUAGCAUCACACCUGAGUGUGGUUUAGACUUUAGACAGUAACACUAUAUUUGUUGGAGUAUAUAGAUAUUUAGUGUGGAUGUGAUUAGUAAUUUGGUUUUUCAUACAUAAUGUGUGUGUGCAGUGAGCAUUCCUGUUUCAUGUUCCCAUCCGAGAAUGUAAGUCUCAUCAUAGGAUAAUGUAACACGAAGUUCAAUGUAACAUAGUCUCAUAUAUUGACUUUGACAUGAUAUAGAAUUAAAUGGGUUUUCUUACAUUA